Messenger RNA from Dimorphilus gyrociliatus, 1017 nucleotides. NCBI's taxonomy places the organism in Eukaryota, Metazoa, Annelida, Polychaeta, Dinophilidae. The record is from the annotation of a GenBank genome assembly.
AUCUAUCGGAGUGCCACGUUGGAUAUGGCGGGUUGGGCUGGUUUCUCUGAGGAGGAACUGCAAAAAUUUAAAAGAGAGAUAAACUAUGAUGCCAAAUCGAAAGGUCCAACAAAACCAAAAGAUGUUAGUCAAAGACGACCCAGGCAACAAAGAUCAGCACAGUCCAAACCUGGACCUCAGGGGAGAACAAAACAAACUGAGGACGCAGUUAUUUCUAAUCAGAACUUGAAAAAUUCGAAAGAAGAUAUAAGAGCUGACGAAAAAAACAAUAACGAAAGCGAAGACAAAACGCUAAAUGAAGAGAAAAAGAGUUGCCCCCCUGCUCCAACAUCUCCUUCACCAAAAGAAACAGAAGAAAUCUCAAAAGACGAAGGAAUAUCAAGAGAAAUAACUGCUGUUGAACAAUUUCGUAUUCAACAAAAAGUUAUGGAAGAACAGAACAAGAAAAAGAAACAAUUGUUAGCCGAAGCGCUCAUUGCUAGACAAAAAAGAACAAAGCAAGAAGCCGUCAAAUUACAAAAGAUUAAACAACAAUUGGAACACCUUGAUCAUAUUUUAUCAGUUGAUGUCUCAAUAGUUAGAGAUAGAAUAGAAGAAGUUAGUAGAGAGUACGUAGAAGCUCAAAAAAGAUACGACAGAGCUGAAAAGGAGUUUAUAGAUGCUAAAUUAGAUUUACACGAAAAACAUGAACAAAAAGACCAGCUAACUGAACAUCUUUAUACAAUAAUUCAUCAAAACGAACUAAGAAAGGCUAAGAAACUUACUGAACUCAUGGAAAGUUUAGAUUUAGAAGAUUCUGAAAAUAUUUCAGUAUCGAUUGAAGGCGUACCAGGAGCUACGUUACUAUUUGAACAAGGAAUUGAAAAAAAAACACAGUCAAAUGAGAAAAUUCUAAAUGAAAAUACAGAAAAUAUAGAGAAAUCAGUGGAAACGAAACUCAGUGAAGAAUCAUCGGCUGAAAAAUCGAAAGAUACUAUUGAAAUAGAAAAAACUGAUAGUAAUUCGAUUGAUUGCUAA